AUGUUGUUUUCCCGUACUGUGGCUCUUUCCAUUUUGGCCACUUUGGGCGUUAACGGUCUCGUUAUCCCCCACAUUGGCGACGUUAUCGAUGUGUUCAAGAACACCGACUUGGCCACUCUCAAGGAUGACAUUUCCCACAAGGCUGGUGAUGUCAUUGCUGACUUGAAGGACUUGAAGGCGCCAAAGUUGGUUUCCAUUGACCAGGCUGCUCCUUUGUUGUCCAAGGAGGGUCUCCGUGACGUAAUUCCACACAAGUACAUUGUGGUGUUCAAGGAAGGUAUUCCAAAGAACUACGCUGACUUCCACUCCAAGUGGGUUGCUGACGUUCACGCCCAGUUGGUUGGCAAGGCCGACAAGAACCACCCAUACUUCUCUGCUGUGGAGGCUUUGAAGACUGAGGGCGGCAUCACCGACUCGUUCGAUGUGGCUGACCUUCUUACUGGUUACACCGGUUACUUCAUGGACUCCAUGGUUGACUUGAUCCGUCGUGACCCAGCCGUUGCUCACGUUGAGAAGGACUCAAUGGUUUACGCCAACGAGUUUGACGUGCAGAAGGGUGCUCCAUGGGGUUUGGCUAGAAUCUCCCACAGACCACCUCUCUCCUUGAGCUCUUUCAACCAAUACCUUCACGACACUGAGGGUGGUGACGGUGUCACUUCCUACGUGAUUGACACUGGUGUGUUUGUUGACCACAGCCAGUUUGAGGGUAGAGCCAAGUGGGGUAAGACCAUCCCAACCGGUGACACCGACAACGACGCUAACGGCCACGGUACUCACUGUGCCGGUACUAUUGCCUCCAAGGACUUUGGUGUCUCUAAGAAGGCUCACGUUGUUGCCGUCAAGGUCUUGGGUUCCAACGGUUCUGGUUCCAUGUCUGACGUCCUCAAGGGUGUCGAGUUUGCCGCAAAGUCCCACCAGGAGGAUGCCAAGAAGGGCAAGAAGGGAUUCAAGGGUUCCACUGCUAACAUGUCUUUGGGUGGUGGUAAGUCUCCAGCCUUGGACUUGGCUGUGAAUGCUGCCGUCAAGGCCGGUCUUCACUUUGCCGUUGCUGCUGGUAACGAGAACCAGGAUGCUUCCAACACCUCUCCAGCUUCCGCUGAGUUGGCUGUCACCGUUGGUGCUUCUACCAUCUCUGACGCUAGAGCUUACUUCUCCAACUACGGUGAUGUCGUUGACAUCUUUGCCCCAGGUCUCAACAUUUUGAGUACCUACAUUGGCUCCGACACUGCCACUGCUACUUUGAGUGGUACCUCUAUGGCCUCUCCACACAUUGCUGGUUUGUUGGCCUACUUCGUGUCGUUGCAGCCAGGCGCCGACUCUGAGUUCUUUGUUUCCGGUAAGGGCGUUUCUCCAGGCCAGUUGAAGAAGAACUUGGUCAACUACGCCACCAAGAACAAGUUGUCUGACAUCCCAGAUGACGGAACUCCAAACCUCUUGGCUUUUAACGGUGCUGGACACAACUUGACUAGCUUCUGGGGUGGUGAGGCCGCUGAAGAGGAGGUCCACCUGAAGGAGACCGUCACCUUGGGUUCCCAGAUUGACGAGUUGCUCGCCAAGGUUGAGAAGGACUCUUCUCACAUCGUCGACGACGUGAAGAAGUUGGUCCAAAACCUCUACAACAAGGAUUAG
This is a messenger RNA of Candidozyma haemuli, 1629 nucleotides long. Its product is annotated as proteinase B. The transcript has a single exon. Gene Ontology annotation, molecular function: serine-type endopeptidase activity. Gene Ontology annotation, biological process: proteolysis. The coding region runs from base 1 to 1629 and encodes 542 amino acids. The record is from RefSeq and is a predicted model, not a curated record. NCBI's taxonomy places the organism in Eukaryota, Fungi, Ascomycota, Pichiomycetes, Serinales, Metschnikowiaceae.